AUGGAAGACAAAGGCGGGAUGAUAGUAGUAACAAUCAACUAUCGCCUUGGUCUCUUUGGCUUCCCUCCGCGGAAGGCAGGCGUGAGAGAUGUUGUCUCGAACGCCGGACUCUAUGACCAGCGCCUCGCUCUCGACUGGGUUCAAGAACAUAUUCAUCGGUUUGGAGGAGACGCAGGACGAGUGACAGUUAUUGGUGAAUCGGCUGGCGGCGGGAGUGUUAUGGCACAGCUGGCCGCUUUUGGAGGAGAGGAUGCGUCUUCACCGUUUCAACGGGCCAUUCUCCAGAGUCCCGCGAUGAAACCUAUCAUCAAUGAUUCGCAAUAUGAACUUGUAUACGAUUAUCUUUUAGAAACUUCGGGACUACAAAGCUACGAGGAGUUGCGGAACUUGCCAUCGAAGGAUGUCCAAGCUAUCAAUACGGCAAUGGUUUCUAACGCUGCAUUUGCAGAUACUGUCUUUCAACUCAACGUGGACGGGGAAUUCCUCCGAGACAUUCCGGUCCGACUGCUAAUGCAGAAUAAAAUCGAUCAGUCAGUGGAUAUUCUCGUCGCCCAUAAUAGCAACGAAGGCAUUAUGUUUACCGACCCCCGUACGGAAGACGACGACACCUUUAGAGCAUAUUUCGCAAAUCUUCUCCCAGACCUUUCAUCUGAGAAGCUUGACAUAAUGGCGACUGAGAUAUAUCCGCUGGACUUCUCAGGGACACAACCAUACAAGAAUCACAUCGAGAGAUUAGUCCUGGCUGUCGGGGACUGCCUUUUCGAUUGCUACGCUUUUGGUAUGAACCUUGCGUAUGAGAACCGGACCAGAGGUUAUCUUUUCGAUAUCUGUCCCGGCGUACAUGCCCAGGACGCGUCAUAUUCGCUCCAUGACGGCGAAGAGACGGAUUACUUUGGACGGCCAAUAGAUUUCUUGGCGGCUGGGGCUAUGAAGAGUUGGAUCGUUGAUUUCACGCUGAUGGGCGGAAGGCAUGGUAGCGCAGCAAGGCAGUUGCCGAUUUUUGGAUCAACGGCCAGAAUUCUUCAUGUGGGAAAGCAAGACGCAACCGAGUCCAAUUUCACGGUAGUGAAGGAUCCGGCGGCGAAUCCUCGGUGUCAGUUCUGGCUUGACGGAGUUUUUGCUUAA
Messenger RNA from Scedosporium apiospermum, 1125 nucleotides. RefSeq names its product Sterol esterase. NCBI's taxonomy places the organism in Eukaryota, Fungi, Ascomycota, Sordariomycetes, Microascales, Microascaceae. The transcript has 3 exons. The coding region runs from base 1 to 1125 and encodes 374 amino acids. The record is from RefSeq and is a predicted model, not a curated record.